GAGGCGAGCUGCUGGGCUGUUGUCGCUGACAGUCCAGCCCGUCGGCAUGGAUUCCACCGCCUGCUUGAAGUCCCUGCUCCUGAGCAUCAGUCAGUACAAAGCCGUUAAGUCGGAGGCGAACGCCACUCAGCUUCUGAGGCACUUGGAGGUAGUUUCUGGACAAAAGCUCACACGACUGUUUACAUCACAGCAGAUAUUACCAAGCGAAUGCUUGAGCUGCCUUGUAGAACUUCUUGAAGACCCAAACAUAAGUGCUUCACUGAUCUUAAGUAUUAUCAGUUUGCUGUCUCAACUGGCUAUAGAUAAUGAAACCCGAGACUGUCUUCAGAAUAUCUACAAUCUGAAUAGUGUGUUGUCGGGAGUGGUUUGUCGGAGCAGCACGUGCCACAAUAAUUCAGUGUUUUUACAGUGCAUUCAACUGCUGCAGAGAUUAACAUAUAAUGUCAAAUUCUUCCACUCUGGUGCCCAUAUAGAUGACUUAAUUACAUUCUUGAUUGGUCAUAUUCAGUCUUCUGAAGAUGAGCUAACUAUGCCCUGUCUAGGACUGCUGGCAAAUCUCUGUCGGCACAAUCUUUCUGUUCAAACACAAAUAAAAACUUUGAGUAAUGUGAAAUCUUUUUACCGAACUCUCAUAAGCUUCCUUGCACACAGCAGUCUGACUGUGGUUGUGUUUGCACUUUCAAUAUUAUCCAGUUUGACACUCAAUGAAGAAGUGGGGGAAAAGCUAUUUCAUGCUCGAAACAUUCAUCAGACUUUCCAACUAAUAUUUAAUAUUCUCAUAAAUGGUGAUGGUACCCUAACAAGAAAGUACUCAGUUGAUCUACUCAUGGAUCUCCUUAAAAAUCCUAAAAUUGCUGACUAUUUAACCAGGUAUGAGCACUUCUCUUCAUGUCUUAAUCAAGUACUAGGGCUUCUAAAUGUGAAAGACCCUGAUUCUUCUUCAAAGGUUUUAGAAUUACUUCUUGCAUUCUGUGCAGUGACUCAGCUGCGCCAUGUUCUCAGUCAGAUGAUGUUUGAACAGCCUCCAUCUGGCAACAACAUUCUGGGAAGCCGCUCUCCUAAGAGCUUAGAACCUAUUGUGGCGCUACUUCGCUGGUUAAGCCAACCCUUGGAUGGAGCUGACAACUGUGCUGUGUUAGCAUUGGAGUUGUUCAAGGAAAUCUUUGAGGAUGUCAUUGAUACUGGUAAUUGUUCCUCAACUGACCGUUUUGUGACCCUUCUGCUUCCUACAAUCCUUGAUCAGCUUCAGUUCACAGAACAGAAUCUGGAUGAGACCUUAAUAAAAAAUAAAUGUGAAAGGAUGGUCAAAGCCAUUGAAGUUUUAUUAACUCUGUGUGGAGAUGACACUCUGAAAACGCAUGUUGUGAAAAUACUGACUACCAUGAAGUGCAGCAUGCUGAUAGAGCAGCAGUUCACAUAUGGCAAGAUUGACCUGGGCUUUGGAACAAAGGUAGCUGAUUCUGAACUGUGCAAACUUGCUGCUGACGUAAUUUUGAAAACUCUUAUUUUGAUGAACAAACUUAAGCAGUUGGUUCCUGGUAUGGAAGUAAGCUUCUACAAAAUCCUUCAGGAUCCUCGGUUGAUUACUCCUUUAGCUUUUGCUUUAACAUCAGAUAAUAGAGAACAAGUCCAGUCUGGACUGGGAAUACUGCUGGAAGCCGCUCCACUGCCAGAUUUCCCUGCCUUAGUACUUGGAGAAAGUAUAGCAGCAAACAAUGUAUACAGACAGCAAGAAACUGAGCGUCUGCCCAGGAAAAUGACUUUGCAGCCCUUAAAUCACUGUUUAUCAGCAUCAGCAAAGUGCUUAACGCCUCCUCUUUCAAAAGAUAAUGCCCCUGCAUUGAACAUUGAGGACCUCAUAGAGAAACUUCAGGCUGGAGUGAUGGUAAAGGAUCAGAUUAAUGAUAUAAGAAUAUCUGACAUAAUGGAUGUUUAUGAGAUGAAACUUUCUACCUUAGCCUCUAAAGAGAGCAGGUUACAAGACCUCCUGGAAGCAAAGGCCCUGGCUCUUGCACAAGCUGACAGACUGAUUGCUCAGUAUCGCUGUCAAAGAACUCAAGCAGAGACCGAGGCACGAACACUCGCGGGUAUGUUACGAGAUGUUGAGAGAAAAAACGAAGAACUUAGUGUGUUGCUGAAGUCCCAACAGCUCGAGUCAGAAAGAGCCCAAAAUGAUAUUGAGCAUCUCUUUCAACACAGUAAGAAGUUGGAGUCUGUGGCUGAGGAACAUGAAAUACUGACGAAGUCCUACAUGGAACUUGUUCAAAGAAAUGAAGAUAUGGAAAAAAAGAAUGCUGACUUGCAGACUACCUGCGAAUCCCUGAAUAAACACAUUGAGACAGUGAAAAAGUUGAACGAGUCCCUCAAGCAACAAAAUGAAAAAACCAUUGCUCAGCUGAUAGAGAAAGAAGAACAGAGAAAAGAAGUCCAGAGCCAGUUAGUAGACAGAGAAUGUAAACUAUCAAAUUUGCAUAAAAAAUCAAAAUCCCAAGAAGAAAAAAUUAAUGUUUUACAAAAGGAAAAGGAAGAUAAGCAGGAAACCAUUGAUAUCCUUAGAAAAGAAUUAAGCAGAACAGAACAGAUCAGAAAAGAGUUGAGUAUUAAGGCUUCCUCCCUAGAAAUGCAGAAAGCUCAAUUAGAAGGUCGUUUGGAAGAAAAAGAGUCCUUGGUUAAACUUCAGCAAGACGAGCUGAACAAACAUUCUCACAUGAUAGCAAUGAUCCACAGUUUAAGUGGUGGAAAAAUAAGCCCAGAAACUGUGAAUCUUAGUAUAUAAACAUCAUGGCUUCGAGGAAUUUGUAUGUGGAUACUUUUGUUGUAUUCAUAUAUUGGAGGUGGAGGAAACGGAGGAAAUCGUGACUUCAAAACAAUUAUCAUUUGUUCGCUAUCUAUUAACUUAGUAAAAUCAUAAUUUCAUUGAUGUUUUACUUGGUCUUUAGAAUAGAAUUUUUUAUUUUUUUUUAAUGUUUACUCUUAUGUGUCGUACAUAGUCUCAUUUAUGAUUAUAGCCAUGGAUUACUUAAUAGCAACCAUGAAUAUAUUUACAUAAAUGUUCUCUUAAGCACUUUCUUCAUUUUGUGACCAUUGCUAGAAUUGACACACACACUAUGAGGGAUCCAGGGUCACUAGGCUGCAUCAUCUUUUGGGAUUAUGGUAAUAAAAGUAUGAUCUAUCAUUGGUUAAAAACUGUCAUCACCAUCACCCACUGAUAUAUUUGUUAAGUACUUUCUUGAUGCAGCAGUCUUAGAGAUUAAUUGAUUAAGGUCAACUAAUAAAAAUGUUCUGAUACUACUAAGGAACUUUCUCUCUAAAGUUAACAGAAAAUAGAUUGAAAGAACUUUAUUAUUGCAUUUAAAAUGAAAUUAUAUUUAGCCUAAACUCUAAAUUUGGAAACAGUGCUGUAGCUAUCAGAAAUGUUUAAAAAUGGAAAAGUAUUUGUUACAUUAAAUGAACAUAGUCUCCUGAAAUUAAAAAUGUGUAUAAUUAUUUGCAACUUUCUUUAGUUCUUUUGUUUGGCUUUUGUUGUUGUUGUUUUGUUUUUUUGUUUUUUGUUUUUGUUUUUUUUUUUAAGAUCUUAUACAGUAACCUAAGGUGGUCUUUAACUGUCUCACUUUUUGUUUUUAUUUUUUGUUAUUUUUUUUUCUUUUUUAAUUUUGUUGUUUGCUUUAUAAGAUACAGUUUUUCUCUGUAUUCCAGGCUACUCCUGAAAUCACUGUGGAGCCCAUGCAUGUCUUAACUCACAGUGAUCUCCUGUCUUGGCCUCCCAAGCACUAGGAUUACAAGUGUAUCAGUAUAUAUUAAGAAAUUAACUAUUCUUAAAAUGCUGUAUGUUGAAAAAUCCAUCAUCGCUUUUGAGAGUAAUUGGAUUUCUAUUCUAUCAAUCAGAAAUGUUAUUUCUUGUAAUACAACACACAUUUAAUGUAUAAAUAGUUUUCAAUUGAGCCAUUGAAUUUUAAGCAAAAGUUAUAUAUCCCUGUUUUAGUAUUCAUACAAGAGAAUUCUUUUAGCACUUUGCAUUUAAAUAAACACAGGUGUGGUGUGUUUCAGAAGGCAUUUUAGAUCCGUAUUUAGAUCCGUAUUGCUUUGAUUUCCUUAUGCUAUCCUCUGUGCAUUCUCCACAGUAUAUGAUUUCAAUGAGCUUAGUUUUGCUUCUGUCUUUCAAUCAUAGAAAGUAUGAACUUGUGUUUCAAAAUUAAUCAUAUAUUUGCAUUUUAAUGAUUGCAUUAAGGACUGUAGCAGUGCAGUGGUGGCACAUACCUUUAAUCCCAGCAAUCAGGUUUACGCAGAAUAAAAAGUUAUUUUAUUUUAUACAAGGGAGGAAAUUAGUGAAUGAAUCAGAAGUGUUAGGGACAAUAAAAUAAAACUAUAUGCAACAUCUCUAGGCACUGUGUGUGUGGGUGUGUGCACACUUACAUGUAACCCCAGGUUACCUUGUAGAAUUGUGUGUGUGCUACCUAAUACUCAUUAGUUACAUGUUCUGUUGAGCCCUUAAAAUGUGGUGUGUGGAGGUGAAAAGUUAGAUAUUUAACUUGUUUUAGUAGCUGUUCCACUGAAUAUCGUGACAUUGUGAUAUGAAAUCAUCUACAAUAUUUUGGACUGCAUUCAUAGCUAUCCUGGGUUGAAUGCUAUCCAUGAGACCCAGGUUAAACUUGCCUAAUUGUUCAUUUUGUUUCCUGUAGUUUCACUUACAAUGAUAAACUUUUAUCUGAAAAAUAGAAGUAAUAAUGCAUCAGUUUUAAAUACCACAUGAGUCUGAGUUGGUGAAAUCUGUCUUCCCACUCUGUUUUGCAUCAUGUAUCUCUUUACCACCAUGUCUCUACUGCAUAUUCUACUUGCAGUAUGGCUACAUACUAGUCGACCUGACCCAGUUAUCAGAUCAUGUUCUCAGGUACUGAAAUGCUGUAUUCAAGUAACCCUUAUUCCAUGAUACUUAAUAAUGGCUCUAAAACAUGCAAAAGUAGUCAGUUUGAAUGUAGCUAUUAUAUUGCAGAUAAAGGAAGCAGGAUAAGUAAAAUAGUAUUUUAAGGUGAAUACUAUAUAAAUAACUCACUACAGGACCUUUUUAUAGUUAUUAUUUAAUUGUCAAGUGUUAUUUCCUCUUAGUACCUUAUUUAUAAAUGAAGCUUUAUAGCUAGGCAAAGUGAUGUGUGCCUUCAACUCUCACACUUUGAAAGCAGAGAGAGACAGGUGGAUGAUAAGUUCAAGGCUAACCCAGCUAUACAGAGAGGUCUUAUUUUACAUAAGGAUUAAAGUUGGAGGUUGACAGAAUAGGAGUUAGCUACAUUUUAUAAUAUGUAUUUUCUUUCUGGUUCUGUGUAUCUCAAAUUUUGAAACCAAAUUUUGUGUGUGUGUGUUAAUGUAUAUACACAUAUACAUACAUACAUACAUACAUACAUACAUACAUACAUACAUACAUACACACAUACACACAUACACACAUACACACUUUUCUAAAAAAGAUUUAAUCAGGUUCAUACUAUUUUACCAUAGUUGAGGAUUUAAAAUAUGUAUACCAUAGCCCAGAUAAAAAAUCAAAACAAGAAAUUAAUUACUAGUUUUAUACACAUCUGCAUAAUUUUUGUGACAUAUUUUCUAAAACACGUAACUAUUAUAUUUCCUUUUACUAUUUAUACAUAACAAUUUGAACAAAUACUUGUAGUUUGCAUAAAAAUGGCUCUAUAGGCUCAGGGACUAUUACUACUACACCUUGUUGGUGUAGGUGUGGUAUUGUUGAACAAAAUGUGUCCCUGGGUGGCUUUUGAGAUCUCAGAUGCUCAAGCCAGGCCAAUGGCUCAGGGUCUCUUCCUGCUGCUUGCAAAUCCUGAUGUAGAAUCUCAGCUCCUUCGCCAACACCUUGUCUGUUUGCACGCUGCAAUCCUUCCUACCAUGAUGAUAAUGGAAUAAACCUCUGAAGCUGUGAGAGAGCCCCAAUUAAAUGUUUUUCUAUAUGAGUUGCUGUGGUCAUGAUGUCUCUUCACAGCGAUAGAAAGCCUAACUAAGACAGUGCUCUUAAAACUUGAUUGGUUAAAGUUUAUUCUCUGCUGCUUAAUUUUGUGUGAGUAUAAAGAUGGAGGGUUAAUGCCAUAUCUUAAAAAGGAAUCAGAUUAGUGUUUCUUUGGGUCUUAAUGUCAUAAUGAUUAUCUGAUGAUUUGAAGGAAAUUGUAUCAUAGGUUAAGUUUUUUAUUUUAGGAUGUAGCAGACAGAGUCACAAGUCACAAUUAUUAAACUCUGCAAUAGUAGCAAAAAGGAAGCCUUGGACACUAUGCAAGUAAAUAUUCCCGGCUGGGUUCUAGUAAACCUUAUUCACAAAACUGUCAAUGAUUUGCUAUUAAAUGUUGAAUUUAACCACUAAGAAA
This is a messenger RNA of Rattus norvegicus (Norway rat), 6356 nucleotides long. It is a transcript of the gene Cip2a, whose product is annotated as cellular inhibitor of PP2A. Lineage: Eukaryota; Metazoa; Chordata; Mammalia; Rodentia; Muridae. The record is from RefSeq and is marked validated.